Molecule: messenger RNA, 1879 nt
Organism: Bufo gargarizans (Asiatic toad)
Lineage: Eukaryota; Metazoa; Chordata; Amphibia; Anura; Bufonidae
Gene: TMEM179
Product: transmembrane protein 179
Exons: 4
Coding region: 1-699 (232 amino acids)
Source: RefSeq, a predicted model, not a curated record
AUGGCGCUGAAUAAUUUCCUCUUCGCCCAGUGCACCCUGUAUUUCCUGGCCUUCCUCUUCAGCUUCAUCGCCGUGGUCCCCCUGUCUGAGAACAGCGCGGACUUCCACGGGAAAUGUCUGCUGUUCACGGAGGGCAUGUGGCUGAGCGGGAACGUCAGCCUGGAGCGGGAGCACCUCACGGUGGAGGAGUGGGGCCCGGAGUCCGCCUGCAGGUUCAGCGUCUUCACCGGGGUGCUGGCCCUGCUGGCCGCCGCCGUCCAGGCCUGGAGGACGCUCUUCUUCCUCUGCAAGGGUCACCAGGACUCUUUCUUUCACGCCUUCCUGAAUCUGCUGAUCAGCUCCUUUGUGGUUUUUGUCACGUUUAUUGCCAGCACCAUUGUCAGCGUUGGGUUCAACAUGUGGUGCGAUGCCAUUACCGAGAAGGGAAGCAGGCCCUACAGCUGUGAAGAACUCCAGGACCGAGAUCUCGAGCUUAACGUGGAAAAUUCAUCCUUCUACGACCAAUUUGCCAUUGCACAGUUCGGACUAUGGGCCGCUUGGCUGUCCUGGCUCGGUAUUACAGUCCUUGCCUUCUUGAAGGUCUACCACAACUAUCGCCAGGAAGACUUACUGGACAGCCUCAUUCAAGAGAAGGAGCUCCUGAUUGGGAAGUCGUCCUCAAGAAGUCCUCUUCAUGACGAGAAGAGCGGUAUGAUUUGAAAUCUGUCAGUGAGCCAAUCCUUUGCCAGGUAUUUAUUUCACUAGUAUGGUUAGACCUCUUCUGAAUUUGAUUGGUCGGACAGCUCUAAUAGGUUGAUGACCCAUUCUGCUGGACCUGCAAGGGAAAGUUGACCUACCUGCUUCCCGAUGCCAGUUCCCUGCUCCUUCAGGCCUGCUAUGCUCCACUGGUCUCCAUUGACGUCAACAUCCGGUUUGACAUAGGUGCAGCCAUUCGCAUGCCAUGGCAGUGACCGGAUCCUUUUACGUCAUAACAAAAGGUCGCAUGAUACAAGGGGAUCCGGUCACCGCCGAGGCAUGUGAUUGGCUGCAGCUAUUUCAAACCAGAUGUUGACAUCGCAGGAGAAGGAGCAGGUAAGAAGGUAAGUCAUCUUUUCUUUGCAGGUCUGGCAGAAAGGAGGGGAAGGGGGAAUUUGCCAACCCAACCUCCCCUCCCCUUCAAUCUCAUUCUUGUACAACCGCUUUAAGAUACUGUGACAGUCUGUGUAGGGCUUUCAAACCCUUUGGGUGCUACUUGGAGAUUGUCAUCUCUGACCCACUACGGACAAGUCAUCCAAGCCCACGGUUUAGAGGUUAGUGCAAGGGCCCAACCUCCAACAUGACCAUAAUCGGCAUGUGGCAUAUCACAGGAUAUUUAGCUGCUAUUAUCUUUAAUAAAAAUUCAAGUCAUUUUUGUAAGAAAAUCCAUGUACUGUAUAUACAGAUCACCUUGUGACCAGUACUCACCUCCGCAGAGAUGUUCUAUGUGAACCUUCCAUGUAACAUAUGAUCGGCUCUUCAAGGACUAAACAGAUCUUCACGAUUCUGCUUUGAUUGUAUGUGAAUGAGCUCAUGCAGUUAUUAGACGUACAGUCCUGUAAAUUGUGCAUUAUUGAAAAUGUGAACGGGAAUCUAUCGAUCGCAUGAUUUGCUAUGUAUAGCAUUGCACAGUAUUAGGUAUUUAUAUCAAGCAGAGCGAUGGAACGUGCAUUAUAUUAGUGAUAUUUUGCACAUACGUGUAUUUUGCAGCUUGGGAAAUCCAAAGUAACCAUCAUAUAAGGUGAUGUAUAAGAAAUACCACAAAUUAUAUCAAAGCUAAAGGAUCCAAAGGAUGUUGCUUAAGCAAUGGAAAAAUCAAAAUAGAAAUGGUAAGUCUAAUAUGACCAGUCUAUGUCUUGCUUUA